AGGGUCAAUUCUCUUUACGUUGGAGAGAAAUUGAGAUUCGAGAUCAGCACUUUGUGAGAGUGUGUUUGUGCUUCAGACCAUGGCUACAGCGAGGACCGUGAAGGAUGUUUCGCCUCACGAAUUCGUGAAGGCUUAUUCCUCUCACCUCAAGCGUUCUGGAAAGAUGGAGCUUCCUGAGUGGACAGAUAUUGUAAAAACUGCAAAAUUUAAGGAAUUGGCUCCGUAUGAUCCUGACUGGUAUUAUAUUCGAUCUGCCUCCAUGGCAAGAAAGAUCUAUUUGAGAGGUGGUCUUGGUGUUGGUGCUUUUAGGAGGAUCUAUGGUGGAAGCAAGAGAAAUGGAAGCCGUCCACCACAUUUCUGCAAGAGCAGUGGUGCUAUUGCCCGACACAUACUGCAACAGUUGCAAAGCAUGAACAUUAUUGAGAUGGAUACAAAAGGAGGUAGGAGAAUCACUUCUAGUGGUCGAAGGGAUCUUGACCAAGUUGCUGGGAGAAUUGUGGUUGCUUCUUGAUUUACAUGUUGUUGAGAACUGAUUAUGCAUUGCAUGUCUUAUUGAACAGCCCAGUUUGCUGAGCUUAUUACAAUUUGUAUUUGUAUUUUUUUGUUUAAGUUUAUCCUUUAAUCUAGUUUGGAGUUUUGUUCA
This is a messenger RNA of Gastrolobium bilobum, 643 nucleotides long. RefSeq names its product small ribosomal subunit protein eS19z. The transcript is spliced from 4 exons. Bases 80 to 511 code for a protein of 143 amino acids. Lineage: Eukaryota; Viridiplantae; Streptophyta; Magnoliopsida; Fabales; Fabaceae. The record is from RefSeq and is a predicted model, not a curated record. Gene Ontology annotation, biological process: ribosomal small subunit assembly; translation. Gene Ontology annotation, molecular function: structural constituent of ribosome; RNA binding. Gene Ontology annotation, cellular component: ribosome; cytosolic small ribosomal subunit.